AAAACGCAGGGCCUGCUUCCGGUAGUCUGGGGCGUACACUGCGGCGAAGGCAGUGCUGAGGCGGUCCGGCUUCGCUGAGUUUAACCCCCUAGAGCUGAGUGGCCAUGGCGGCGGCUUUUCGCAAGGCAGCUAAGUCCCGGCAGCGGGAACACCGAGAACGGAGCCAGCCUGGCUUUCGAAAACAUCUGGGUCUGCUGGAGAAAAAGAAGGAUUACAAAGUUCGUGCAAAUGACUAUCAUAAGAAACAAGAAUUCCUUAGAGCUCUCCGGAAGAAGGCUCUUGAAAAAAAUCCAGAUGAAUUCUACUAUAAAAUGACUCGGGUUAAGCUCCAGGAUGGAGUUCAUAUUAUUAAGGAGACCAAGGAAGAAGUAACAGCAGAGCAGCUCAAACUCAUGAGGACUCAGGAUGUCAAGUACAUAGAAAUGAAAAGGAUCGCAGAAGCUAAGAAAAUUGAAAGACUCAAAUCAGAGCUCCAUCUGCUGGAUUUCCAGGGGAAGCAACAGAAUAAGCAUGUGUUCUUUUUUGACACCAAAAAGGAAGUUGAACAGUUUGAUGUUGCAACUCACUUGCAAACAGCCCCGGAACUAGUUGACAGAGUCUUCAACAGACCCAGGAUCGAGACUUUGCAAAAGGAGAAAGUGAAAGUCACCCCUCACGCUAGACUUAAGCGGAUGGCCAAAGAAAGACAAAGGCAAUAUGACUGCUUGACACAGCGGAUUGAACGGGAGAAGAAAUUGUUCGUUAUUGCACAGAAAAUCCAAACACGCAAAGAUCUUAUGGAUAAAACUCAGAAGGUGAAGGUGAAGAAAGAGACAGUGCACUCCCCAGCUAUUUACAGAUUCCAGACCCGUCGAAAACGUUGAAGUGGUAUAGAUAAACCUUACUGGUCUGCAUUGAAAUGCUUUAUUUUUUCCAGGGUAAUAACGUCCAAGUCCAUUAAGUCCAAAUGGCAUGGUUUUCCUGUUUGUAAGCAUGAUUUAUUGUCAAACUGAUACUUGAUGUCUUUCUGUGAACAUAUUAAAGCCCCUUUCCUGGCA
Messenger RNA from Jaculus jaculus (lesser Egyptian jerboa), 1037 nucleotides. It is a transcript of the gene Utp11, whose product is annotated as UTP11 small subunit processome component. The coding region runs from base 105 to 863 and encodes 252 amino acids. Gene Ontology annotation, cellular component: nucleolus; small-subunit processome. Lineage: Eukaryota; Metazoa; Chordata; Mammalia; Rodentia; Dipodidae. Gene Ontology annotation, biological process: rRNA processing. The record is from RefSeq and is a predicted model, not a curated record. The transcript has 8 exons.